Impatiens glandulifera is the source of this 1759-nucleotide messenger RNA. RefSeq lists its product as uncharacterized. The transcript has a single exon. Lineage: Eukaryota; Viridiplantae; Streptophyta; Magnoliopsida; Ericales; Balsaminaceae. The record is from RefSeq and is a predicted model, not a curated record. Bases 37 to 1623 code for a protein of 528 amino acids.
AUUAAAAUUAUUAAAAUUAAAAGUAAUUAUUAAAAUAUGUCCACAGUCAUGUUCCAACUAGAAUACAGACAGUCCGCCCCACACAGAAUGGACGAGAGAAGAGUCUUUAACACCAUUUACAGAAGAGAGAGAAAGAGUGAGAAAUCAAGAAUUAGAGAGAGAAUGGAAUCAAAGAACAGCAAAAACAAAGAGAGAUGGGGAAUGGAAUUCCUUCUUGUUUUCUUCCCAGAUUACGACGAACAACAACAACCCAUUUCCAUGAAUCCAAAAACACAAACUUCAAACUUAUCAUCUUCGCCGGCGACGUCGCCGGCGCCGCCUCGUCUCCGGCGACCCAAUUCGAGUAAUCUUCUGAACAAAGCUCAAUCAACCAUCUACAUAUGUGCCCUUUUAGUCUUCCUAUCUCUCCUCCUCUUCACUCUCUCCACAUUCGACCCUCCUUCUCACACUUCUUCCGGCGCCGCCGGCGCCGGUUCAUCCCGCCGCCGUCUAUACUCAUCAAAUCUUCAAAUUCCGAGUAAAUCGACUUCAUUUCGUGUUUUUCCUUUCAGUUUAUGGAAACCCAAUCCGAAAUUGAACACCAAAUCCAACAAUUCACUCCAUGCCCUACAAGGAAUGGGUAAAUUGUAUCGAAGAGGUACCAGGGCCAUGACUGAUUUACUCGUGGCUCAUAUAACCGAGUCGGUUACACUUCAAGACCUUCGAUUGUUCUUGAGAACUUUACAUAGGUCUGGUUUAACUUCGAAGGCCGACAUUGUUCUCUUAUUUCCUUCUUCAAUUUCUUCACUCGAGAGAGUAGUCAUGGAAGAGAAUGAAUCGUUUUCUAAACUCGUAACUCGACCCAAAUCGAACUCAUCUUCUGGUCUUGAUCGAACCCAGUUCAUGAAAUCGGUUAAGAAAGGGAAGGAAUGGGGAGAGACAAUCUGGGGUAAAAGAAGAAUUCGAAGCAAUUACAGUGGGGAAGGUGAAAACGAGUCAACUCGUUUGAGUUACGGCUCUGUAGUGAGUUUCACCGCCGACGAACUCGACCCGGAAAAUUCCCUCGCUGGCUUUCUCGAUCAUGUUCCAAUGAAUCUUAGAAGAUGGGCAACUUAUCCAAUGCUUCUUGGCAGAUUAAGAAGGAAAUUCAAACACACGGCAUUAAUCGAUGUAAUGGAAAUUUUAUCAAUCGGCGAUUCAAUAAACCGAGUCAGAACUCAGUCCCCUGAAUCAGUCAUAAUAUUCACCGAAUCAGAAACAACAAGCAGCAAUAAGCAUGGUAGAAAAAACUCGGCCAAAACUCAACCAAAAUUCAUCCCGGGGUUGAUUGUCGGUGGUGAACGCGGCGUCCGGCGAUUGUCGGCGGCGAUGUUGACGGAAAUCGUUCGAGUUACAGGCGGGUCAAGGAAGAAGAAGAACUCGGUGACGGAAACGGGUGUGUUUGAUCAAUUUGUCCGUAACGAACAUCUAAUGAAGAGUACGGACGUGGUGAGCCAGACUGAGUCGAUUGCGGCUGCGAGUUCACUCGGCUCGAACUCGGCUUUGCCAUUGAUACGUGGAAAUAAGAACAGUGAGAUGACGUCAGCCCUUUUGAAGCAAAUCUGUGAACAAGAAUCGGAUCCUACCGUUUAUAGUGAGUGUUAGCAGCAAAACAAUUAAUAAAAAUAUUUUUCUUUUCAUAGGAAAAAACAUAUAUACAUAGUAGUUAUAUAUUUGUGUAAUUUAUUAAGUUCUUAGUUUUUUUACAUUUUUUUUAUUAAUAUAUAUAUUUGUUGGAUUU